Rhagoletis zephyria (snowberry fruit fly) is the source of this 588-nucleotide messenger RNA. RefSeq names its product E3 ubiquitin-protein ligase CHIP-like. The record is from RefSeq and is a predicted model, not a curated record. Gene Ontology annotation, biological process: positive regulation of proteolysis; proteasome-mediated ubiquitin-dependent protein catabolic process; cellular response to misfolded protein. NCBI's taxonomy places the organism in Eukaryota, Metazoa, Arthropoda, Insecta, Diptera, Tephritidae. Gene Ontology annotation, molecular function: ubiquitin protein ligase activity; protein-folding chaperone binding. Gene Ontology annotation, cellular component: Z disc; cytoplasm.
AUGAGCAAGUUGGCGUAUACAACAGCCAAUCUCUCCGAUAUACAGCUAAAGGAACAAGGAAACCAACUGUUUGUAUUGCGCAAGUUUGACGAGGCUGUGGGCUGUUAUACUAAAGCAAUUAUAAAAAAUCCUAAUAACGCAACAUUUUUCACGAACCGAGCACUGUGCUACUUGAAGCUUAAACGGUGGCAAUUGGCAUGCCAGGAUUGUCGUCGAGCUUUAGAUAUUGAUUCAAAUUUACUUAAGGCCCACUUCUUCUUGGGCCAGUGCUUAAUCGGAAUGGAAUUAUACGACGAAGCAAUAAAACAUUUACAAAGAGCUUUCGAUUUAUCAAAAGAACAAAAACAGAAUUUUGGAGAUGACAUCACCUCACAGUUACGCCUAGCCCGAAAAAAACGAUGGAGUUUGCUAGAAGAAAAGCGCAUAUGUCAUGAAAUCGAAUUACAAAGUUAUUUAAAUAAACUCAUGAAAGAAGAUAUGGAUAGGCUUUUGGAAGGAUUGAAACUUGAUGACAAUGUGACCGAUCAUGAACUAAGAGAGAAGCAGCAGGAAAUCGAGCAGCAGUGCGUAAGUAUUACCUGUUCAUAG